Molecule: messenger RNA, 2640 nt
Organism: Triticum turgidum subsp. durum (durum wheat)
Lineage: Eukaryota; Viridiplantae; Streptophyta; Magnoliopsida; Poales; Poaceae
Source: the annotation of a GenBank genome assembly
AUGGUGGAGGGACGGAACUGUCUCCCUGCAGAGGUCAGGAAUGGGCUCGAGACUCUGAAGAAGAGGAGACUUGAGAGGAUGCGUUUGAGUGCUCAGAUAGACGCCGGUGACAAUCCUGCCAUGGCUGCGAGGAGCGGCGGGGAUUCACUGCGGACUCCUGCAAACUGUGGGGUGAGAUUGCAUGCCAACAACGUUGCUGCGGGUUUACCUAGCACUAGCAGUGCCCAGAACAAUAAUCCAUUCGCAAAGCGCAAGGUGGACAAGUUCAAUAUGUCUAACCUAGAGUGGAUAGACAACAUACCAGAGUGCCCUGUGUAUUGUCCCACCAAGGAGGAAUUCGAGGAUCCCAUUGCGUAUAUACAGAAAAUUUCCCCAGUGGCUUCAAAAUAUGGCAUUUGCAAAAUUGUGGCUCCUGUAAGCGCUUCUGUGCCUGCUGGUGUCGUGCUGAUGAAGGAACAACCUGGUUUUAAGUUCAUGACUAGAGUUCAGCCGCUUCGUCUUGCUGAAUGGGCUGAAGACGACACGGUCACUUUUUUUAUGAGUGGACGAAAGUACACUUUCAGAGACUACGAGAGAAUGGCCAACAAAGUGUUCUCUAAGAAGUAUUCCAGUGCUAGUUGUCUCCCUGCUAGGUACGUGGAGGAGGAAUUCUGGCGUGAAAUCUCUUCUGGAAAGAUGGAUUUUGUUGAAUAUGCUUGUGAUGUUGAUGGGAGUGCCUUCUCUUCUUCUCCUCACGAUCAGCUUGGGAAAAGCAACUGGAACCUCAAGAAUUUUUCACGGCUCCCCAGUUCUGUGCUGAGACUUCUGCAGACGCCAAUUCCAGGAGUGACAGAUCCAAUGCUGUAUAUCGGUAUGCUCUUUAGCAUGUUUGCAUGGCAUGUCGAAGAUCACUAUUUGUACAGCAUAAAUUAUCAUCAUUGUGGGGCAUUUAAGACAUGGUAUGGGAUACCAGGCGAUGCUGCUCCUGGUUUUGAAAAGGUGGCAAGCCAGUAUGUGUACAACAAGGAUAUUUUGACUGGUGAUGGAGAGGAUGCGGCUUUUGAUGUUCUGUUAGGGAAGACAACAAUGUUCCCCCCAAAUAUCUUGUUAGACCACAAUGUUCCUGUUUAUAAAGCUGUGCAGAAGCCUGGAGAGUUUGUUAUAACAUUCCCUCGUUCAUACCAUUCAGGUUUCAGCCACGGUUUCAAUUGUGGAGAGGCUGUCAAUUUUGCUAUUGGCGACUGGUUUCCUCUGGGCUCUCUGGCUAGCAAACGCUAUGCACUUCUGAACAGAACACCCUUUCUUGCACACGAGGAGCUACUUUGUCGUUCUGCAAUGCUUCUGUCUCACAAACUGAGUGAUCCAGAAACAAUUAAUUCUGAACAUCCAUACACUCAAUAUUGUGUGAAGUCUUCCUUUGUGAGGUUGAUGCGACUGCAGCGGCGCACACGCAGCUUACUCGCUAAAAUGGGUUCUCAGAUAUACUACAAGCCAAAAAUGUAUUCGAACCUAUCCUGUAGCAUGUGCCGGCGUGAUUGCUAUGUUACACAUGUGUCAUGCGGAUGCACCUUUGAUCCUAUCUGCCUUCAUCAUGAACAAGAACUGCGGAGCUGCUCUUGUAAAUCUGACCGGAUUGUCUACGUCAGAGAGGACAUACUGGAGUUAGAGGCUCUAUAUAGAGAAUUCGAGCAGGAUAUUCGCCUGGAUAAGGAAACAAGUGCUAAUGUCUCGUAUAAGCAAGCUGCGAUUUCUGAUAUUGGUGUCUAUCAUGGUCCGUCAGUUGGGACUAACCAGGACAUAAGCAACAGUGAAGCAAACUUGCUAGAAGCAAAUGCUGCUGACGGUGGAAAGAGCUCUCCUGCAACUUCAACGUUGACAUCUUUUGCACAUCGUGAUGGGUCUCUGCCUGCAGAACCAAAGGUCCAUGCAGCUCGAACCGACCAAAUUUGGUCAAUUACUAAGCUGUCCGUAAAAACAUCGUCAGUGGAUGGAAAUGGUGGCAAUUCAUCCUGCAUGGCUGAUGUUUGCAAUGAAAUUAGUUCCUGCAAUGCUUCACCCAUGGAAUAUAGUGGCAAUUCUGAUUCUGAUUCUGAAAUCUUCCGAGUCAAGCGCAGAUCCAGCAUAUUAGGAAGACCUGCUCCUGACACAGAGACAACAAACUUCUCUGAACAGAAGGUUCUGAAGCGGCUGAAGAAGGCAUCCCCAGAAACACAACAUGACAAUAAGCGACCUGAAGAAUACUCUGCGCGUACUUCAGUUCCCUCAGUUAGUAUGAGGCACAAUAAGUCAAAUUCUGCCUCUUCUGAGGAAGAUAGAGAGGACAUGGUUCCCAUUGCCUGGAGGAUGAAGCGGCGGCAGCUGGAAGCUCAACAAGGCGACGCCAGUUAUGCCGCGCAGCAGUCCAAGGUGUAUCCAUCUACCAGCAGCUGUUCCCAGCAGCAGUCGAAGGUGUAUCCAUCUGCCAGCAGCUGUUCCCAGCAGCAGUUCGCGGAGGCAACUAAAGACGCAGCCUCCUCAGAGGUCCGGCCAAAGCGGGUGAAGAUCCGGUUGCCUCGUAGCGCCAACAGGCUGGUCGAGCAGCAGCAGCAGCAGCAGCAGGGCAGUUCAGGCCAGAGAUUUGCAGUGGAUGACAAGCCACCUGGGUUUUGGCAUACGAUUUAG